CUAGUGAAAAUUGUGAAGAAACUACAUUUGAUCAAGAAGGAGACUUUGAUAUCUUGACUUUUGCUACCAAAGAAAGAAAAAGUAGUGGUGGUGGGAUUUUAAAACGUGGAGUAAAAGAUUUCGAGCCGGACGGGUCAAUUCGACAAAAUGACUUGUUAACUGACUCGUUAAAUACCUUGCAAAAUUUUUUACGAGAGGAAAGAAGCGAAAUGUGGUUAUAUCCCGAAGAAGCAUUGUUUUUGAUGGAACGUGGUGCUUUGGCCAUUAAUUAUGAUGGCGUACCAAUGUCAAUGCAACAUGCAUACACCAUGCUAAUCCGAGAGUGGUUGACUCUUGAAAAAUAUCAGGUAUAUGCUUACCUAAAGAGAACAGGAUACACAGUUACAAGAUCUUCACUACAAGAUUCGUUACAAACGCCUAUAUCAUCACAAGAAAAUAAAUUACAAGGAACUAUCAUAAAACCUCUAUUUCGAUAUACUCCGCUAUUUUUAUCACAUAUUACUUUUAUAUAUUUUUCAUUUACCAAACUUGUUUCCAAUUUUUUUAAUUUCUUUAUCAACUACUUGCCACAAUCAGAUUUACAUAAUGAAGAAAUAAACCCUAUAGUAACAUCCGAAUCAUGUGAUACUUAUGAGCAAGUUUUUACUAAAUUACAAAUUAUCCGGAGGUGCAAUGUUGAUCUAUCAAUGGAUAAUGAUCAAGGGUCUCUUUAUAAUAUAGAUUUUCAUGUUUACAAACAAUCUGAGAACAAUAAAUACAAAAAGAAAAAUCCUGGAACACCAAUUUUUUAUGUAGUUGUUGCCUGUGCCGAAUCAGACCAACCACCAGUUCUUUCAAUGCUUGAAAAUUUAUUCAAAAAUGGAAAUUCUAGCGUGUUAUUUGCAGUAGUUGAUGGUGUUAAUAUAUCAUUCUUAGAAUUUAAAGAUAUAAACUUUAUAAAUAUUAAUGCUAAGAUUAUUUAA
This is a messenger RNA of Cetraspora pellucida, 962 nucleotides long. Lineage: Eukaryota; Fungi; Glomeromycota; Glomeromycetes; Diversisporales; Gigasporaceae. The record is from the annotation of a GenBank genome assembly.